AUGAAAAGUAUAUCAUUGCUUCCGGACCCAGAACUGUAAAAUCCCUACUUGCCAACAGAUUUUCAACAGGAAGAAACAAUGCUGUUUUGGAGUACCCGUCCCCUACAAGCGAAAACAACGAAUUGGAAAGAAAAGAGGGCGACGGAAGCAUGAAAAGAGAUUUCGGCAACGUUUCCGUUGCGGAGUGGAAGAAUGCGAGUAGAGCUAUAAGAACGGCAGGGUGGAGCAGUAUUUUUUAUUUGAUUACUACGGAUAUUUUGGGCCCUUUUAGCGUUCCGUGGGUUUUCCAUCCAUAAUUUGGAGGAAAUGAUACUGAUUUGGCUUUCAGAUGGGCUUUUGCUCAGAUGGGGUAUGGGCCAGGUAUUGUUCUGUAUACAGUCUUCGGAGCCUUGGCUAUGUAGUAAGUACAGUAUCUCACUUAAGAAAUUUACUCGUUCUAUUCAUUUGUACGACAGAAGAGGCCAAACCGGCUAAGUCCAUCGACAUUCAGUUAUUUGACCCUCGUUUUGACAGUAGAUGAACUGCCCUCCGACCACCCAUCUUGUUCAGAUUCAAUCAGCAGCUAACAAAGCGUAGCUCCGGAUUCCAGAUAUACAAAGUCUUCAUAUAUCUUGACUCCAAUCGAUACCCCGUAAGAACAUUCGGCGACCUUUUCUUCCGCACUUACGGAAAGUGGGCAUCUCAUAUGUCCAAUAUCCUCCAAACACUUCAGCUCCUGAUGUCGGUGUCGAUCUUGAUUCUCUCCAACGGUCAAGCGAUUUCUCAAAUCUCCAAGGGGAACCUCUGUUUUAUAGCUUGUUUAAUCAUCUUUGCCAUUGCAGGGAUGCUAUUAGGUCAGAUACGAACCCUUCAGAGACUUGGAUGGUUCGCCAACUUGGCGGUCUGGAUCAAUAUACUUAUUAUGUUCAUUUGGUGAGUUUCUCUAUACCUUUAAGCUUAGUUUUUCAAUUUCUUAUAGUAACAAUUAUCUAGUAUGGGAGUAGUUGCUAACAAUGCACCAAACUUUACGGCCGUUGAAUCCUCGUUUGGUCCCGAAUUUGCAGAAGGGCCUAUCCACAAAUAUGCAGGAACUCCCCACGAUGGAGCGGCAACUGGUGGCAGUGGAUUUACGGCGUCUUGUAAUUGACCGUUCAUUUAUGUUGUGCUUGAGAAAACCUCGGCUAAUAAUAUUGUAGUAAAUGGUCUCAACCAAGCAAUCUAUUCGUAUGGAGGAGCCAUGCUUUUCCCUGCCUUCCUGGCUGAGAUGCGACACCCUUUCGACCUUUGGAAGGGUCUUCUACUGGCCGAUUUGUGCAUCUAUAUUGUUUACCUCUUCUUUGGACUUUUCGUCUACUCCUACCAAGGGCAAUACUCCUAUAACCCUGCCUUCCAAGGACUGUCUCCAUAUAACUGGCAAACAGCAUCAAAUAUCAUGUCAUCAAUCACUGGACUUAUCGCAGCCGUUCUGUAUGGAAACAUCGGCAUCAAAGUUGCUUACAUCGAAGUCUUUCAGGAGUUCUUCAACUUUCCGCCACUGACUACAAAGAAGGGAAAAAUAUACUGGUGCCUUUUAGUACCCAUUUACUGGGCUCUCGUAUUUGUAAUAUGUGCCUCUAUCCCGCAAUUUUCAUAUAUUGGUGGACUUGUUGGCGCUGUCUGUAUUUUGCAGUUUACGUAUACAUUCCCAGCAAUGCUAGGUUUCGGCUUUCAGAUUCGGAAAGAUGCAAUGUUACCAGAUCAGGAGUCAUUUGAUGCGACUACCAAGACAUACAAUUAUGUGGACCAGGGAUGGGGAAGAUUGAGGAGAGGGUUCAAAGUCAGAUGGCUGUUGAAUGGGUUUAACUUCUUUUAUUUCUUGGGGUCGUUGACUACAGCUGCUUUAGGGAUUUAUAGUAGUGCUGAAGGAUUGAAGGGUGCAUUUGAGGGAAAAAGUGUUGCAAGUAGCUGGGGCUGUAAGAGUCCCACUGGUUGAAUCACUGAUGAUGUUGCGGAAAUUGAAGGAGGAUGCUUUUCGAAUUUGGGUGUUUGUACAAGCUUCGUUGAUGUUGGGGAUGAGGUGAAAGAAGUCAUUUUACCACUACAAUAAUAUUGAAGGUGACUUAGCC
Molecule: messenger RNA, 2084 nt
Organism: Hymenoscyphus albidus
Lineage: Eukaryota; Fungi; Ascomycota; Leotiomycetes; Helotiales; Helotiaceae
Source: the annotation of a GenBank genome assembly